GCUGGAAAAAAGAGUCACAGGCCUUAAAGAUGAAAAGUUUCCUCCUCCGGACGAGUUUUUAGGGUGCGCGUUUUAAAGUUGCGAUUUUUACCAGGGAAAAGUUUAACUUUAAUGGUUGAAAAGUUUUCCAAAACAGCACCCGGGUGCACCCGAACCGGACGGGGACAAGUUUGGCCGUGAUCCGGGCGGUCGAGCGGUGGAAAACGCGCUGCGGAAAAUUGAUCUGGAAUUGGAUUUGCUGCGAGCGACGGCGGACCAGAGCUCUGGUGUAGGAAAAUUUUCUGCGCCCAAAAAUCCCCACACAUUCGCCAUCAUCGUCGUCGCGGGGCUGGCAUUCAGCCUCCAGCAGCUUCAGCGAGGGUGGGGGAGGGAAGGUUGAUAAAAGUUAGACAUUUUAUUUGAUUGCAAUGUGAAAGUGAGUGAGAGUGAAAUUACGCCAUGGAACUCGGUCGGAACGGGAAGACGACGUCGUCCGGAAAACGCGACGCCACCCGCGGGAAGUGAAGGAAAAGUGCCAGGUUGUUUUCGCCACUUUUCAAACGCACAAAAAUGGAGUAGAAGUGAAGGAUUUCUCGAGGGAUAACGAUAAGAGGAGAUAAGGAAAAGAAGGGAUAGAAAGAAAAGGUCGACGGAAUGCAGGAUACGAUGGCAAAGGCGCUCGAUAGCGACACGGAGUCGGAGAUCCCAGCCAGUGUGCAGAGCAACAACAACAGCGAACCCAACACGGACAUUGACGAAAAACCGGAAGUGGACGCCCUGUGCGCCAGGCUCGGCAAAAUCGAACCCGGAACGCUUCCGCCUACCACCAACGGUCCAACCCCGACCAAUGGCAACUGCAGCGACACCGACAGCUCGGUCAGCAUGGCCAGCAGUGCCCGGCUGACGACGACGCCCUCCCUCGUGGCCACCGGAAGUGGCAACCUGUCCGAUGGGCCGUCCUCCCUCCCAGCUCCUCCUCCCACCCUGUUGCCCAAGGUCAACCCCAACGCGACCCCUCCAACGACCCCCACCAAAGACCGAGGCGCGUCCGGAUAUGGGUCCGGUUCCGGUGGGACCACUUCCAACCCGGAUCGCGUCAAAAAGUACCGCCACCAGCACUUUAGCAAAAACAUCUACAUCGGAACGAAGAACGCCGAAAAGUGGGACACGCUGCGGAACCUGCUGCAGUUCAAGAACGACGUCGAGUUUGUGUCCUUUCUGCUCCGGCUGGCCGAGCUGGACGAGCGGAAGCGGAAGGUGGCGCGGGCGGCGGGGAACGGAUUAAACGGCGAAGAUCUGCACCGCGACGACGAACCGCUGCACAACGUUCUUCCAAGCAUGUUGGCAAGCUCCAAGGUCGACGGCAAACCUAGUGCUAAGAAAACCAAAAGAGUACAAUUCCAAGAUAGUGUAAAUAUAAUCAACGACAACAACAGCAGCUGUAGUCUGCGCACUUCCGGUGGUGGCGGCGGCGGCGGCGGCGGUGAGGACAACGGUGGCGUGUUUGACUUCCAUGAAGACGAAGAAGACGGGGACGGGGCGGAGGUCGAGUUCAGACGGCGUCGAGCACGGUCCCAGCAGCCGCUCCGAUCGCCGGGUCCACCGGACGGGGAUGACCAGCGAGACGAGGAGGCGGCUACGGAUGGGGGAGAUGAGGACGAGGAGCAGUACAUCGUGCAGAAUAUUAUUAAGAAACUGCCGGGGCGUUUGGGGCAGGGUAACGAGGUUCAGCAGGACUCGAUCAGCAGCACGAUGGGUUCGGUUUCGGAGGACUCGUUGCACACGGAAAUGGAAGUGCUGGACUAUCGUAUAGCGGAGAAGAUCAAGACGGAGCUGGAGGAGAAGCAGAAGCUGGAGCGGAGAUCGUUCAACGAAGAAAUGCCAUCGACUUCCAACUUUUCGGAGCAUUCGGAUCGUCCGUCUGAUGACGAGGGUUACGACAGUAAGAUCAACAUUAAGAAGCUGGAUAUUCGGAAGGCACCAUUCGAUCCGAAGCUUGGGGCGCACAGGAAAGUAAAGCGCGAAACGGGAUCUGUGGAUCUGCGUAUAGAGUACGAGGAGCAGGACUACAAUCCACUGAACGGCAAUGUAGACGAGCAGAGAAUGCUGUUGCCUCCACCGAAGAAGCCUAGAAAAGCACCUACAACGAAGAACAAAGCCUGCACGGGAUGUGGACUCAAGCAUGGAACGGAUCCGUGUCCACUGAACUCACCACUCGCGGUAAUCAAUAACAAAAUCGAGCUUAAUGAAUGGUUAGAACAGAACGAGGAAAUUAUCAAGAAGCACAAGAUUGUGUUGAAACCGGAAAAUCCGGAGGAGAUGGACGACGAGAACGAGGACGAUUACAAUGACGACGAAGACGAUGACGAGGGCGAUGAGAACGAAGAGAACCAGUACGAGGAGAAGCUGGACAUUCUGCCAUCGUUUGCAGAAACGUCACUUCCACCGGAGUUUGAGCUGCGUUUGGCCCCACUUGCAACGACUUUAAGUACCGUCGCCGCGGCCGGACUCAACACGAGCACGCAAUCGCUAAACAUCGACCCGCACGAUUCGGCAUCUUCCUUGGCGAUACAGCUGAGCGAUUCAAACCCCGCAGCACAACAGCUUCCACCACCGUCAACGGCGGCAUCCGUUACCAACACCAUCAACCACGGGCUAAGCGUCUACACCAAGAUCCCCCUGCCGAAGUACACCCAGCUGGGACCCGCCAUCGGGCUGAUCGUAAAGGAGACGGAAAUCCAGGACGACUGCACGAUGCGGUACAUCUUCGAAACGUUCAACGGCACCAAGUCCACGUACUUGAGCAUGGAGAACAAGAACCAAGCCAACUGGUUGCGCUACCUGCGCCCGGCCCGGCACCGCGACCAGAAAAACUGCGUGCUGAAGGUACGCAACGGGGACAUUGUGUUUGUGACCAGCGUCGACCUGGAGGUGGGCAGCGAGCUGCUGUACUGGAGCGACGACACCAACUCUGCCUGGGGCAAGAAGAAGAUGGAGAAGACCAACUGCGGCGGCUGCAACCUCAAGUUCGACCACCCGCUGUUCUACCGGACGCACUGCUCGGUCUUUCACGAUCCGGCGUUCAGCCUGACGAUCCGGAAGUACCACUGCAAGGUGUGCGGCAUCGCCGUGCUCGGCAAGGAGAACAUCAUGAAGCACGCGGAAAAGAUGCACGACGGCAAGGGCGCGUACCAGUGCCAGUUCUGCUCCAAGUUCUUCCUGCGGCUCAACUACCUGGAGAUGCACCGGACGUACGGCUGCAGCAUGAACCCGCAGCGGGCCCGGCCGCUGUGCGACUUUUGCGGGCGCAAGUUCUGCCAGCCGCAGAAGCUGAAGGUGCACAUCAAGCGCAUGCACAGCGACAUGGCCGAGGUGCUGCGCGACUUCCAGUGCAAGCUGUGCUCGAAGCUGCUGGGAUCGCGCGCCGCCCUGCAGCGUCACUCGAAGGAGGUGCACAGCCGGAACUCGGCCGUGGUGAGCUGUCCCCGCUGCCAGAAGCUGUUCCAGAACCGGAGCAACCUGAAGAUCCACAUGCUGACGCAUUCGGGGGUGCGACCGUUCAAAUGUGCGGAGGGCGAGUGCUCGGCGGCGUUCACGACCAAGCAGUGUCUGCAGUUCCACUACAAGAAGGUCCACGGGUACACCCAGGAGCAGAUGCCGAAGAUCGAGCGGAGCGUGGCGUACACAUUUGACGCGUAUUCUGGUGGUAUGAAUAAUGGAUUGGUUGAUCUCCUUACAGAUGGGCUGCAACGUCGGCAACGGAGGAAACUGGAACCGGGCGAGGAGGGUCAGAGCCAGGGAGAGAAGCGGAAGCGCGCACCGAAGGAACUGCCCGGCAACAUUCUCAAGACGAAGAACAUCCUGGAGUCGUUCAACGAAAUCUGCAAAAAUGACAGCAACUUGUCGUUGCUUUCCACGAAGAUUUCGUCGAUUCUGAACGGGAAUCUUAAAGAUUUCACCAAAAUGACCGGGGGAGUCCCCGGCAUGGAGGGCGAAGGAGUCCGGAAGGAAGAGCUGGACGACGAGCUGGACUCGAACGAGUGCGCAGAGCGUGACGAACGGCUGGAAGCGAUCCAGCGUCACCUGAAUCAACCGUUGCACGAGGACAAGCACGACGACUUUGGUCAGCUGCACUCUCGUCUGUCAAACAUAUCAAGCCACAGUGACCCGAGUGCGAUGCACUACAAACUGUCAAACAAUGAAGACGAGAAGCCGCUGACGGACGCGGAUGGCUUCGGUGACCUGGGCUCGCUCGCGGCCAACCACAAGUACAAGGAAUUUAUGAACAGCGGAAAUCCGGGGCUGGUGAUCAGCAAGGGAAGCAAGAAGUGGAUAAGCGACAACGAUCAUCUUCCGGACGAGAAUAACUCGGAAAGCAUGUUGGCAGCAGCGGCCAACCGUGACUUCCUCACGAAGCUGAUCAUGAACGGCAAUGUUGGCCACAGCAACUCCCAGUCUCAAGCGGUGGAUGACGACGAGGACGACGAUGACAACUCUACCAUACUGGAUGUGGUCGAUUCCAACAAUCAGAACCAGCAAAAUUCAGCCGUUCAAAAUCAACAACAAUCCCAACAACAACAGCAACAACAACAGCAGCAGCAACAACAACAACAAGAACAACAGUAUACGUCUAGCUUUGCAGGGUUGAACAGUAGUCUGCCGGAUCUUCCAGCGUUCCAGAGUCACACCUUCCCAUCGCACUUUAACCACCAGUCGCUACUCGGAAGCUUUUACAACAACAACAGUGGAGUGUCAGGCCGAAACGCCAUCAACACCAUCCCGACUUCGGCUAGCAUGUUGGUCGAGGCCGCCCUGAACUCGGUCAGCAACAUCAUAAACGAAGCGGAGAUGAACAACAGCAACAACGAAAACAACGACCUUCACAUAGGGGACAUUGACGGUGGCACGGGAGGCGCCGGUACUGACAACAAUCUACAGUCGGACACCUUCACCACCAGCGGCAUCAACAAUUCCGUCGACGACAUGAAGAUGUUGAAGCCGCACAACUUCCCACUGCAGAUGAACUCGCUGUCGCAGUUCUCAUCACAAUCCCCCGAAGAUGCCAGCAUUAUUCAGGAACGCAACGAAAUGGAAGCAUCGCGACCAAAGUCUCGCGACAAGCUGACCAACUACCCGGACGGUGAGAUGCUCGGCUACUCGGAUCAGCAACACCAGCAACAACAAUCCCAAACCGCACAAUCCCACAAACACACCCCAAGUGUGGAGUCCGUGCGGAGCGAACUAUCGCCAGAGCAGAACGACUUCAACUACUCGAACUCGAACGGAGCGCAGCGACAGCAGCAACUGGCAACCAACUCACCAGCACGUUCGACGACCUCUCGCCAGAUCUACGCCGAGCAUGAUCUCAUAUCUCCAGCGUCAACCCCAUCGCUUCCACGGUACGAUUUCGGCACCGAGAACAACAACAGCUACGCAAGACGUCAGGAGAAGACCAUCAGCUCGCUUGCGUUGGAGAACUUUGAGGCGAACCUCAAAGCCAACAACCACCACAUGCAGCACCUGUCCAGCGACGAGGAUAGCAGCAUCGUGAUCGCGGAGAAUCUGUCAGUGAACGCGAACGCCAGCGAGGCGAAGCUCAAGAUUGCGAACCAAACGAGUGCGGUAGAUUUUAUGGCUUCCAGCAACGGCACCGCCAACAGCAAGUACGACACCGGCCGAAACAACAUCGGGUCCGACCUGUCGACCGAUCUUCGCCUCAAGUACAACGCGGAAUCCAACGUGGACCUGCCGGACUUCCGCUCCGGUAGCACCAUGAACGACACCACUUCCGACUUCCAGGGCCUGGACAUGACAGCGCGGGCCGGUCUUCCGUCGAGUUAUUCACACAGCAACUUCCAGGUCCCGUCCGCGGCGGGAGCAAACCUUAACUUUAACCGAUAUCAUCACCAUAUCUACGACAUCCUCAGCGAACGCGAGCAACACCAGCAGCAGUCCCAGCAACACCAGCACCAACAGCAGCACCAGGAGUUCCAGCUGCAACAGCAACAACAACAACAGCAGCAACACCAGCAGAUGCAGCACAUGAUCCAGGAUCACAUCGCCCAGCAGCAGCAGCAACAGCAGGACACCGAGUCCGAACAACCGGCGUCAGUCGACCUGAGUCGCACCUCCAACUACCUGGUCCCAUCUCCACCAUCCCCAGCCCUUCCCUACUCGCACCCCCAUCCGGACAUGAUCCGCAUGGUUUCCCUCGACCUGAGCUCCAACAGCGGAGGCAACAUGAUCGUCGGCAACACGCCCCACCACGUGCGCCACCCGUCCUUCCUGUCCUCGCAGAUCCAGCACUCCAACCGGGACCCGCUGCCCGAUCACCACCGGCUGCUGGCCAGCGAGCAGCACCGGCUGCUGGUCGACCCGGCUGCCCAUCUGAUCUUCGAGCAGAACAACCGGCUGCUGGCGGAAACUCCCGGACCGGCGCCACCUCCGCCGAGGCACGUCGUCUCGCCGCAGCGAGGCUUCGGCGCGUACCAUCAUCACCACCAUCACCAGGUCAGCUCGUCGAACUACCAUCACCACUCGGUGAAGCAGAAUCUUACCUCUCCGCCGCUGAAUCAGCACGCUUCCGCGGCCGCCGCGAACUAUCAUCCCUUUCCGACUUACUACUAGGAAGGGGUUGGACGUGGGGAAUAGGUGGUCUCUUCCGGUGCAAUAGCCAUGCAUAACAUGUCAGAAAUUUCUUCUCGGAAUUUCGAAUAAUCGUAUCAUUGGAUAUCCGAAUUGUUAUCCUGCUGUCAAACGCAUCAUUUGAUUUCGACCGCUGUGGUUAGUUUUCAUAAGGUUACUUUUCUUUUGACCUGUUUAAGUCAGUUUUUGUGCGCUCGCUUCCUGAUGUUGAAUUGACAAAUCCUACAGAGAGGCCCUUAAACGUGACAGGUUUUUGUUUACAUUACGAGUCACCCGAAUCAGUGAUAGGGCUUUCUAGGACAACGCGCUGUCAGUUUACAAGUACACUGCAAGCAGAAACAUAACCAAACUUUUCGGUACCCUCAAGGAGGUAUCAGACUAUGACAAACAAACAAGCAAACUCGUACUUUUGACAGUUUGACAAUGUGUCUGCAUUUGUUUGCAGAAAUGUCAGCCUGGCCCAUUGUUUGGCUAGACUUGUUUGACAGUUCAAGCAAAAGUGUAUUGUUUUUUUUACCAAACUUGUCGGAUCCCUAAACGUCAAAUCAGGACACAUUGCUGCCGGAUCUUUUUCCGAAUCUAUUCGAGAUAAUAGCCGGCAGCUAUUUUGUAUGGUUUGAUGUUCGCGGGGAGAGUCUUCAAAAUGUAAACAAAAUUCUUCGCGCAUCAGCCGAUUCUGCUCACGUCAGUUGAUGUUUACAUUAGGAACGAGCAGGAUUGAUAGUUUAGGACAUAUUAGACUAUGACAAACAAACAAACAAACUCGUUUUAUCGUGUUUUACAGUUUGCCAAACUCGCAAACA
This is a messenger RNA of Culex quinquefasciatus (southern house mosquito), 7427 nucleotides long. RefSeq lists its product as uncharacterized. The transcript is spliced from 6 exons. Gene Ontology annotation, cellular component: nucleus. The coding region runs from base 634 to 6606 and encodes 1990 amino acids. Lineage: Eukaryota; Metazoa; Arthropoda; Insecta; Diptera; Culicidae. The record is from RefSeq and is a predicted model, not a curated record.